GUAGCUAACGAGCCGAUCAAUGGUGAAGAGGAUAAAAGUAAAAGAGAGCUACUUAACUUUCAGUACCGGGACUCAAGAUACCUCACUCACCAAGAGAGACUAGAAUGUCUGCUUUAUAUGUUGGGCAUCUGUAUAAUUAAAUAUUCCAUACUUGCCCCAAAUUUAUACGAUUUUUAUAAAUCUCUUCAGCUUUUGAAUAGAGCAGACGUAACACAUAAACCUCGGGGCUACCAACUAAUUCAGGUUUUACGGUGUUAUAAAAGUCUUUAUUUUAUUGGUACACGAGCAUGUUCUGGUCUAGCUAAUUUUACAGUUUCAAGUAAAAGCUCAGGAAACCACAAAAAAGUUAGAUCACUAUAUGCCAAUAAAAGUUUUAAGCUGUUUUAGCAGCUAUCUUAAUUCCACAUCCAUUCUCCUGUUUACUUGGUAGGUAGUGAGUAAAUGACCGUCAGGGAAUAUUAACUAAACUCGACAAAAUAUUACAGAGGAUUAUUUCACAGUCUUCUUCGUUUUAUACAUAAUCAUGUGGAAAUACAUGAGUCUGCAGCAACGAGGCUAAUAAACGCCCAGAGUAAGAACAUAGAAGCAUGUGGCUUCUCAUUCUCCCAUUACACCAUGUACAAUACUACACAUGUCAACUUAUUUUUGCGUCAGUUUCUCGAUAAUUUUAAGAACUGGGAGCUCUAGGAAUAACCAACUGUGAGCUCCACAUAUGACCAGACACACGACCAGCUAAUAGGCUGUGGUAGCCGGUGUCAGUGGCGAAGAGGACAAAUAUUGAUAGUAUUGACAAUGUUCUUGUGUACCACAUGCCUAACACAUUCUAACUUUGGUAAGAAGUAACAUAAUAUAUAAUGGAUAUAUAUAAUAAAAUAAAGGCAGCAUAUAAACAUACACAUAUAUAACAACAUGGCCACACGCGGGAAAUAAUAUACCGUAACCAAACACCCUCAUUUAAUGUUAGGGUGUUUAGUCAUCGGGUGAAAUAAGCAGUGGUUCUUUAUUAUGAGAUCGUGCGCGUGCCUCUGAUUAUUGUGUCCCGGGUUCAAAUCCCCAAGCCAGAUAUAGGAAGGGUAUUAUCGUGAUAAUACCAAACACCAUUACCAAAUUUUCUCUGGGUAGUCCGGUUUCUUCCUAUACUAACGCUAGACAUUGCAGGGGGUUGAUUUAAGGGGUGGAAUAAAAUCAAAUUUCAUCUUGCUCCAUUUUAUCGCUGUUAUGUUAGUGGCGUUGAUAUUCAAAUGCUUCAUUAACGUAGAAACUAAAGCCAUCACUGAAUUAAGGUAUCCGUUUUAAUGUCUGGGAUCAUCAUUUUCACCCUGCAAAGUUAUAUGACUGGAUCAUCCGAUGAGUUAAGUGAAACAGAUAAAAGUGACUAGUUUUGAUGAGACAGAUUUUAAUUAGAAAUAAUAAAUUUUAGGAAUGUAAAGAAUCCCUCAAAACUCUCAAAUCUCGAACUUCAUUUAAAUUAAACGUAAAAUAGAUGGCUUUGAAGGAUUAUAGCCAGGGGUCAACCGGUCAAGGUUACGGUCAUUUCUGGAAAUGUUCGCACCUUGUAUAUCAUAUUCAUUCCCUCUGCAUAUCUGUUCUUUCUCUGGUUCAUUUUUCGUAGUGCCAAGUACUACAAGAAUACAUGAGAAUAUGCUGACAUGAGUAUCUGGCAACAGUGAGCAACGAGGAGGGCUCGCCUGAACCCUAGUGAGUUGUGAAACUCGGGACUGGGAGAGUGGGGGAUCCGAGUCAAAAACUUCUGAGUCCUGACCCAAUCUAAUCAGUCUCCGGUUGUCCUUGCUACUGCGAAGACGUGGGAAUUUUUCUCAACAGUUUAUUUAUUUUUUUUAUCCCACACGGGUGGCCACUCAUUGGAGCGUCACGGUUGCAGUGGUGGUGAUCAUCGACCAGGAUGUUGCUGAUAGCUCUAGUGGUGUUGCUACUUGCUCGCUUUACCUACCGCGCGUACUCUGGAAGGUGCACCAGCAAAAGGACCCUCCGAGGCUUUACUGCCAUCGUCACCGGCGGCUCUGCAGGUAUUGGGAAGGAGGCAGCACGGGACCUAGCGGGGCGCGGAGCUCGUGUUAUUCUUGCUUGUAGAAACCAGGUGAAGGCACAGAUGGUGGCAGAUGAAAUCAUGAGCGCCACAGGCAACAAGGAGGUGCUGGUGAGGAAGCUUGACACGGCAGACCUACAGUCAGUCAGAAGUUUCGCACAGGGGAUUCUAGAGACGGAGGAAGCCCUCCACAUCUUGGUGAAUAACGCAGGUAUGUAUGGUACUGAGGAGCGGGAAGUGUCACCUGAUGGACUGGAGAUAACCAUGGCUACCAACUACUACGGCCACUUCCUCCUUACCAACCUCCUCCUCGAGCUCCUCAAGAAGAGCGCUCCCAGCCGCAUCAUCAAUGUGUCUUCAGCUGCUCAUUUGUUCACCAGGAAUAUUAACAUCAAAGAUCUUAACUUCGAGAAGAAAUCUUAUGGCGCCUUUUCAGCAUAUUCCCAGAGCAAACUGUGCAACAUUUUGUUUAGCCUCGAGCUGUCCAAGAAACUACGUGGCUCAGGUGUGAUGGUGAACAGCCUGCACCCCGGUACUGUGUCAACAGAAAUCUUUUUGAAGGAGGAGAGGACCCGCAGCUUGCCCAUAAAAGUGAUUUGUCACUUACUUAAUAUUAUUGUCAAGGUUGCUGGCAAGGACAGUGAACUGGGGGCUCAGACCAUCAUCCACUUAGCUGUGUCAGAAAAAGUGGAACAAGUGUCAGGCAAAUACUUUGAAGACUGUAAGGAAGUGGGAAGCUCAUGGUUGGCUCAGGACAAAGCAGUGGCCAAAUCACUGUGGGAAAUAAGCGAAGUAGAUGUACAGCUUCGCCCCUCAGAAAUGUACUAUUAGAAUCAGGCUGUAUGAGAUGUAUUUGGUGAAGGGUGUAUGGAGGCUAUAUGCUGUGUGGAAGAAUUUAUUUAUUUAUUUAUUUUAUAUUUUUAAUGGGGAGCCCACCCGGGCACGGGUCAAUGACCCACACCAGG
This is a messenger RNA of Homarus americanus (American lobster), 3012 nucleotides long. RefSeq names its product retinol dehydrogenase 11-like. The record is from RefSeq and is a predicted model, not a curated record. Bases 1904 to 2878 code for a protein of 324 amino acids. The transcript has 9 exons. Lineage: Eukaryota; Metazoa; Arthropoda; Malacostraca; Decapoda; Nephropidae.